AUGGUCCCGCAGGUCCAAGCGUGCGGCCCCGCGUCUCGGGGGCGGCGGCGCGGGCGGGCCAUGCCUGGGGACACCCUGUCGCUGUGGGAACUGGUGGAAGAGCACGUUCCGCUCCCGGAGCGGCCCGAAGUGAAGAGGAUUCUAGGGGAGACGACGGUGGAUCUGAGCCUGGAACUUCGGGCAGAGGUGGUGACGUUACGAUCAUUGCUCCAAGAGGCUCGAUCUAUCCAAGCCCCAGGAUCGCGCCCCACCUCUGACCUCUCCUCCCUUCUGGCACCACCGCCGCUCGUAAGAGAUCUUGUGCGCCAGGAACUGCGGCAGCUGCUCCAAGGUCUCCGCCGGAAGGCCAUCUGUGAGGGCAGGGACCAGACCCAGGCUUGGGUCCAGUAUAGCCCUAGGGUCCUGCGCUUUGCUUUGGAGGAGCCCAGGCAUGAUUUGCCAGAAAAGGAGAUGUUCCAGAUGAGAGCUGGUGAACCCAGCAGCUGUCACCAGGACCUCAGUGUCAUCAAGGACCAGCUGAACAUGUCCCACAUCGACCAGGUUGCUGGACACCUGCGGGCCCUCCUGGAGGAAGAGUGCCGUGCGCUGGAGAGGGAGAUUCCCAUCCUGCAGCGCUGCCUGGAAGACGAAUAUACAGGGGCCCCUCGGUCUUCUGAGGCAAGCCUAGAGCCCACCCUGGCAGAGCUAAAGGAACAGAAGGCAGCCAUGCAACAGGAGCUGCAGUCACCCCUGAGGCCUUCCUGUGUCUUCCCCAGCCACAGGCCACAGCCCUUUGGGUCCUCCAGCCAGGGCCCUGGACCCCUGUCUUGCCUCCACGGGGCUGCUGGAGUUUGGGCCAGCCCUCUCCAGUGCUGCCUGCCUGCUCCUCCUCUGGAGCACUGCCCCAAACCUCGCGGCCUGGCCUCCACCUGCCGCUGGGGAAGGAAGAUUCAGUGCAGCCCCGGGAAAAGGCCAGCUUCUACUCCGGUGUCCAGUGCAGCGCCCCAGGCCCCAACCUGA
Messenger RNA from Budorcas taxicolor (takin), 999 nucleotides. RefSeq names its product coiled-coil domain containing 24 (gene CCDC24). The coding region runs from base 1 to 999 and encodes 332 amino acids. The record is from RefSeq and is a predicted model, not a curated record. The transcript has 8 exons. NCBI's taxonomy places the organism in Eukaryota, Metazoa, Chordata, Mammalia, Artiodactyla, Bovidae.